AUGGGACAAGGGGAUGAGUUUCCGACGGAGUACAUGACUAGCUCGCAAGUGUCCUGGGUCGACCCAAAGCAGCAGAUGAGCGUGACGAGGAAGAGCCAUCGAGGGAUCGCGGCAGAGUUCAUCCCGACAAGGAAAAACAUCUCAAGUGGAUGGAGAGAAAACAACGUGACUAGAAAUCUGUGGAUGAGUCAUGGAGAUCAGUAUUCGGUCGAAUCGGCUGCGCUAUCCAGUAAGGAGCCGCUGUUAGAUGUGAAGCCCGUUGACUCGAUGAGAAGCGACGAAGAGUACUUGAGCACCAACACCAUCAACAGCAUGAGAAACCUGGAAAACCUGCAUGAAAACAACGCCAUCUUCCCUCUAACUCCUGAGCUCCAAGAGGAGCUGCGCGAUUCUGGCUACAGCAAGAACGUCCCCAUCACGACCCAACCCUUCGAUGCUCACCGAAAGUCAUUCCAGCCCCUGAGCAGCACAACCAAGGAGGACUACAAAGACCCCACGUCCUUCCGGAGGAAACAACACGUUGUCCGACCUCCCUCCACCUCGUCCUCCUCCUACGGGAGGAUCUCCACAGCUCACAGGUUCGAAAAGAUGAAGAUGCCGUCCUUGGAGGACCUUCAUCCUGCCGUAGCGAGUCUGUGGAGAGCGAGAGACCCCCUUUACUACAAGCACACGACCUUCAAGGUGACGGACGGCUUCAACUCUAGCAAGGACUUGAGGACUUACACGAUCGAGGCGAUGCGUGCGAGUAUAUGA
Messenger RNA from Guillardia theta CCMP2712, 753 nucleotides. RefSeq lists its product as hypothetical. NCBI's taxonomy places the organism in Eukaryota, Cryptophyceae, Pyrenomonadales, Geminigeraceae. The record is from RefSeq and is a predicted model, not a curated record. Bases 1 to 753 code for a protein of 250 amino acids. The transcript is spliced from 8 exons.